Messenger RNA from Paramecium octaurelia, 1887 nucleotides. NCBI's taxonomy places the organism in Eukaryota, Ciliophora, Oligohymenophorea, Peniculida, Parameciidae. The record is from the annotation of a GenBank genome assembly.
AAUGAAAAGCAAAAUAAAAAAAUAACCACCUUAAUAUGCCCUCAAAUUAACAAAAGUAAAUUAGACUCUUGACUCCAAAAAUCUCAAAGUACUCAACCUUUAAGGAUUAUAAUUAUUACAAAUCGAUAUCAGAGUGGAAAAUCUACUAACUCUUAUUUUAGAUUGUAACAAUCUUAAGAAUGUAGACAUCAUUUCUCAAUUUCCCAAUUUAAAUACUUUGUCAAUAGCUCAUAAUCAAAUAGAAGAAUUCGAUGUCCCCUCAAGUAUUUUACUCAAUAUUAUCAAGCUCUUAGAAUAUUAAAUAUAUCUAAUAAUCUCUUAAAGACUAUCCAUCUAAGAUAAUUAUAACAGCUAGAUGCCAGUUCCAAUUAAUUAUAACUCCUUAAAUAAGAUUAAUAAAACAAUCUCACUUAGUUUAAAAUAGAUUGGCUAAAAAUAAUAAAUUAAAAUGAUGUCUGGGAACAUUUAACAAUAAAAUAAUUUGCAAAUUAAUAAUAAAUUACUUUCCAAUAAUUUUUAGACAAAGCAAUCGAUUUACUAAUACAAUAUGGAUUCAAAAAAGAGAAUAAUUGUUUCGACUAAAAGAUUAUUCACACUUCAAUACUCUAAAAUGAUAAAUAUUAUUUUGAUUUAAUCUUACCCUAUUACAAAGAGAAUCGGCAUCUUUUUGAUAAUUCUGAAACUCCUUUGUGUUUGGCAAUCAAAAAACUAAAAAUGAACUUUAUCGGAGAUCUCAUGAGUAACAUACCUAUCAAAUACGAAAUCGAUGCAUUUCAUGAAUCCAUUAAACAAGGACAAAUAUCUCUAGUAAAACAAUUCCUAGAGUUGGGAAUCGAUUCUAAUGGAUAUAGUUAAAAGGGGAUGACUCCCCUAACGAAUGCAGUCUUGAACAUUACCUAAAUGAAUAUGGAGAUGAUCAUUCAUCUGCUCCUUUAAAGUUAAGCUAAUCCCAACAAAUUAAAUUAAAAUGGGUAUUCAUUAAUUCAAAUGUGCAUCAUUAAAUCCAAUCUAACUGCACUUAGAUUCAUUGCAAAUCUGAAUAAAAAAAAACAAACUAGGUUGAAAUUUAGAAUGAACAUUAAAAAUACUAACGGAGAUUAUCCUUUGCAUUUAGCUGUGAAUAGUGUCAGCAUCCUCUAUUUUCUGCUCAAUAAUUAAAUUGGAAAUCCCUUAUAAGUUAAUUAUUAAAAUCUGACAGCCAAACAAAUGCCAUUCUCUUAGAAUAGACCCCUUGUGUAUAAAUUGCUACAAAAGGAAGAGAGACUUUAAGUCGCAAAAUAGUUAGCAAAAAAUGAUUUAAAAUUUAGAGUGUUGAACAAGUGUUAAAACACUUAAAAAGAUUAUAGUAGUGACAGUUCUUGUCCUGAGUUAUCUGAAGAUGAAAUGCCCAAUAAACCAAAAAUUAACAGAAAAUAUAUCACUGAAAUCGAUGAAUUAAGUGAAGAUAUCAGACAGUUAUCCGAAGAUGAAGAGUGUUAACAUAAUUGCAGUUCAGAAUCAGAAAUAUAAUAUCCAAAAGAUAAUCUAAAGUCCCUCAAAUUAGUUCAAUUAAAUUAUUAAAAUUAUCAACUCUUUAAACUCAAUUCACAUAUUAGAUAGAACAGUAUAUUAAUCAAUAAAAUCAAUAAGAAAAGAUUAAACGCAGAUUAGUUCAAUUAUUACUCAAGACAAGGAUAAAACUUUAAAGAAAAAACAACUUCUUUAGUUUGUCUCAGACAGGAACUACUCCUUUUGGGAUAGAUAAGAUAAUACCAAGACCUAAUUUGUUCUGAUUUUACUUCAUACAUGAAUAAACUCAAUCAAACUAUACUCAAUUUAGAGUCGGAGUUUCAAAAGGAUUUGCUUAAAGAUUAUAUGAAUUUUUAAUAAGUUUAAUUUUUAAUAUGA